Molecule: messenger RNA, 1734 nt
Organism: Ctenopharyngodon idella (grass carp)
Lineage: Eukaryota; Metazoa; Chordata; Actinopteri; Cypriniformes; Xenocyprididae
Gene: twsg1b
Product: twisted gastrulation BMP signaling modulator 1b
Exons: 4
Coding region: 325-972 (215 amino acids)
Biological process (GO): regulation of BMP signaling pathway
Source: RefSeq, a predicted model, not a curated record
GUGUGUUUGUGUCUGAGAGAAACUUCUUCAGACUCUCAUCGAGUCUUUAGUUCGUGUCGCUCGAGCACAAAGUGAAUCAGGAGAGAUUCACACUCGAUGACUCAGUGUUUGUGUUGUGAGACUCGAGGAACCUGAAGUCCCGCGGUUACUGUAACACGUGCUCGAUACAUUCACUGUUACUUUCAAACGAGUCUUUCAUGUCGCCGCUCAUUGUCAGUCGGAAGCCGCUUUUGUCUUUGAUGUUUGAGCUGUUUGUUUAUUGCGUCUGUCUCGGUCUCUCAUUCCUGUGCUCAGUUAGGUCCGGUGGGCUCGGUUCGGGUCGUAAUGCAGUCUUCAUCAGUGUUUCUUCUUCUUCUGUCAAGUUUUUCUCUUGCUUUGGCCUGUAAUAAAGCUCUGUGCGCAAGUGACGUCAGCAAGUGUCUCAUUCAGGAAUUGUGUCAGUGCCGGCCGUCCGAUGGGAACUGCUCGUGUUGUAAGGAGUGUAUGAUGUGUCUGGGAACUCUCUGGGAGGAGUGCUGUGACUGUGUGGGCAUGUGUAACCCCAAGAACUACAGCGACACGCCGGCGACGGCCAAGAGUACGGUGGAGGAGCUGUACCGGCCCAUCCCGUCGCUCUUCCGCGCGCUGACCGAGGGCGAAGCGCCCAUCAACAUGAUGGUGGUGUCCUUCCCCGUGGCCGAGGAACUGUCCUACCACGAGAACCUGGUGUCCUUCCUGGAGACGAUGGAGGACGCGCACCAGAGCGUCUCGCUGCCGGGGAACAGCAUCCGCGCCAGCUACGACACGCAAGAUAAGAUGUGUACGGUGGUUUACUUCGACGACUGCGUGUCCAUCCGUCAGUGUAAGCAGUACUGCGAGUCGAUGGGCGGAUCCAAGUACCGCUGGUUCCACAACGCCUGCUGCGAGUGCAUCGGACCCGAGUGCGUCGACUACGGCAGCAAAUCCGUCAAGUGCAUGAACUGCCUGUACUGAGCGCAGUCCUGUCAGUUACUGAUGUUUUGUUAUUGUGUCCUGCGUCACGCAAAAGAUUUUGUAUAUAUUAUUUUUAUUCUUGCAGAUUCAGCUGUAGCCUCAUACAUUCAGAUCAGAGAAAUGAUAUUGAUAGAGAUUCUUGAAUAGAUAGAUUAUCAGAUUAUUAUUCAUAAUCAGCAUAUAUUAUGAACUUUCUCAAGGUCUUUAUUAAGACUGGAUGAAGUUAAAAUCAUUAGUUUGUCUUCAGCAACAAAAUCCACUUGUAAAAAUCGUCCUUUCGCCGAAAGUGAAGCUGGUGUUAGUUUGAUGUAGAGACGCUUGUUUCAGACGCAGGUGAACUUGAGUGAUAGAAAUCACUGUAUUUUCAAUAAAACAUCUCGUUUUAUUGUUUCAUGAUUUUUUUCUUUUUUUUGUCAUGUAUUUUUUUGUUUUUCUAUUUCAUGUUUUCUUUCUGUUUUGUAUUUUUAUUUCUCAUUUCUUCUCCUUGAUUCAUGCGUGGCUGAUGUCAGUCGCUCUGUUUCCGCUGUUAAUCGCGCGUCUCUUCGGGUCACAGGUGUCCUAAUGAAGCGCCCCACUUUCAAACACAAAGACCUCAUUCAGUCCCAUGAGCCUCCAGUCAUCCGUCCAACUUCAUCUACAAACUCACUCAGCUUUCAUAACGUGUGACGUUCACUUGAGUUUGAGUUCUGGUUAUGAUUGUCAAACUGAAAUAUUGUACUGUUAUUCUCUGCAGUAUCUGUCAAUAUGAAACAUUUGCUAUUA